AUGGUGUCUUACGCGCGCGCGCACGAUCGGCGCGCACCCGCGAUCGGCGGCGCCGUCAAGCCCGUGCGCGAGGGCGAGCGCGAAUACGGGCGCGUCGUCACGCUCAAGGAAAGCUUUGGAUUCAUACGAUGCGGGGCGAGAGUGGAGGACCCGUCGCAGGGCGAUCGCCGCGCGAGAGGUGGACCGCCGCGCGAGGCGCAGGUGUUCUUCCACGCGAGCGAGUUCCAUCGCGAGCUGGCGAACCGAGACAAACCGGCGCUCGAUCCUGGGGACCUCGUGAGCUUUGUGUGCGGACCGAGCCCGAACAGGGACGGACUCAACGCGUUUGACGUUCAAAAGUGCGACGACGUGGACGUGGCGUGGCGCAUGGUGAGCGAGAACGUCAUCGGGGCGGUGUCGAGGACGUUGAGAGGGAAAAUGAAACGCGACGCCUACGGCGGGCGCGUGGCGUACCAAGCGUACGACGAAGGCGACGCGAGAGCGUCAACGGAAGAAGAGUCAGAAUCCCGACGCGAUGCAGAAUCGAAACUUGAGCAAGAUGACGAGAGCGCCGUGGACAUGGACGCCAUGAAGGACGAAAUCGAGUUUACCGGAGCCGAUCUCGCCGAGGCGUGUCGGCUGUCAAAGCUCAGGCAAGGCGUCAAGGUGAAGUUCACGCUUUCGUUCGAUCCGUACUCGCGCGCCAUGCGCGCGUCAGAUAUUCGCGAAGCGUUCCCACAGUCAGAUAACUCGGCGGAAGCCGCCACGGGCGUGGACAGCAAUGAUUGGAAUAGAGAAAAAGCCCCGCUGGCGGAGGACGAGUUUGGUGUGAUUAGCAUAAUCAAGUCCAGUUAUGGAUUUAUCAAGUGUUGUUCUAGACCGAAAGAUUUGUUCUUUCAUUUUAGUGAAUUAAACGAAGACGUGGAUGCGGCGCGAACGGGACAGGAGGUGAGUUUUCAGGUAACCACGGAGCCUAGGACUGGAAAAGUCGUCGCGGCCGGCGUGAGAUUCGCGCCGAAAGGCAGCGCGGUUUUCGCGACGGUCGACGACAGACCGUGUCGUGGGGUUUGCACGACGAAGCUGAUGUUCACAAAAGGGUUCCCUUCCAAGGACGGCGAUCGAUCGACUCCUAAGGGCGUGGUAGAAGAAAUGACGGGUCGAGAUGGAGAAACGAAAAAAUUUGCAUUUGAUCGUAGUGGGCUGCUCGACGCUCGGCAAAACCCUCGAGAAGGAGAAUUGGUACAGUUUUGCGUGCAAACGGACAAGCGAACAAACGUCGCGUCGGCGUGCAAAGUGCAAAUCAUGCGUUUCACUGGCAAGGUGACGUCGACGAAGAGCGACGGCUUGUACGGUUUCGUCGAGCACGUCGAUCAAGGUACGGGCGUUCAAGGCAAGGCUUUCGUGCACGGGGCUGAGGUGGAGGGUCAAUCCAAGCUUAACGUCGGCGAUGAGCUCGAGUAUGCGCUUCAAGUUGGACGGAAAGCAGAUGAAUUUGCAGCCAAGCGCGUGAAAGUCGUCGUCGCGGCGCCCGUAGAUCCAAACGCGGCGCCAAGUCGCCCUGAUUCGCCUCGCGUCAACCGAGACAAUCAGUUCUCGGGCUCGCAGUUCAAAAUCACCAAGGGCCCCGACGGCACUCGCGGCUUUGAAAUGGGGCGCGGAAAAGGUUUAGCGGAGAAAGCAGCCGCAAACUUUUCACAACUGAAGAUUGAAGCUCAAUCUUUUGUCCCUCUCCCUCUCGGCGGCGCCGAAAACGGCGACGAGAGUCCCGGCGACGCCGUGAGCGUCAAAGCGAGUGCGGUCGAGGACGCGCCGUAG
This is a messenger RNA of Ostreococcus lucimarinus CCE9901, 1794 nucleotides long. RefSeq lists its product with no specific name. Gene Ontology annotation, molecular function: nucleic acid binding. The record is from RefSeq and is a predicted model, not a curated record. The coding region runs from base 1 to 1794 and encodes 597 amino acids. The transcript has a single exon. NCBI's taxonomy places the organism in Eukaryota, Viridiplantae, Chlorophyta, Mamiellophyceae, Mamiellales, Bathycoccaceae.